CAAUAAUUCAAUCGAUGAUUUUGAUGAACUAAACAAUAAUCUUGCAAUAUUUCAUUUGUCAUUACAAUAAAUUUUUUAAGUAUACUGAUUGGCUAAAGGAUAGAGAAUUUCAGUGGACUUGAAAACUUCUCUAGCCUUGCAGCCAAUCAACACGAUUGGAAAACUUGUUAUACGACAAAUGAUACGUUGAAAAUUCGUCUUUAUCACACCUGCUAUUUACGAAUGGCGCCAAUUUCUAAGGUUAUCUUCAGGUUAUGCUCAGCGACAUCACGUUGAUAAUUAAGUAGAAAAUAAUCGUUAGCGGUGAAUGACACAACCGCAAAAGAAAGUGAAUUCGAUGACAUAUUAAUGUGAUUGGUACCGUGGACUAAAGAUAUUUCGGAAAUACGGGGCAGGAUGGAAUCCGACGACACAUAUCAAGACGAAAGUGACGCAAGAGACAGUGCAAAUCUUGCAAUGUCAAUCCCAAUAGUGAACAAACUUUUUGAUGUGCAUUAUAAAGUUGGGAAAGGUGCGUUUAGCACAGUUUACUUGGCUACUUUAAAGUCUUCAGAUGGACGCAAGAAGUUUGCAUUGAAACAAUUGAUUCCUACCUGCCAUCCCGACAGGAUUAGACGCGAAUUGCAAUACUUGCAAUUAUUAGGAGGAAAAGAUUACAUUGUUGGAUUGGAAUUAACUUUGAGGCACCGCAGUUCGGUAGUAUUUGUAAUGCCGUAUAUGAGGCACAAUAAAUUCUCAGAAUACAUUCAAGAUAUGAGCGUUGAGGAAACAAAGGAUUACAUGAGAGCACUGUUAACUGCUUUACGAAGAGUUCACAAAUUUCAUAUCAUACACAGAGAUGUAAAACCUAGCAAUUUUCUUUAUGAUCGUACAAAUAGAAGAUACUUAUUAGUGGAUUUUGGCCUUGCACAAGAAUGUCACGAGGAGAAACUGAAAAGUACGAGAAAAAUAAGCGACGAGAGCAUUGAAGUACAAAGCGGAACAAAACGGAAGAGAUUUAAUGAAAAUAACUUGAGUCUUCAACCUAAUUUUGCUGUUAAGAAAACUGUGAAUAAUAAAUGUCAUUGUUUUGGAAAACCUAAAGUAUGCCUAAUAUGUUUAAAUGAACCGCAACAAGUAGCAUCUCGUGCGGGCACGCCGGGGUUUCGUGCCCCAGAAGUUUUAUUGAAACAUGUUUUACAAACAUCAGCGAUUGAUAUCUGGGCUUGCGGUGUAAUAAUGUUAUGCAUACUCAGUGGUUCACAACCGUUUUUUCGCUCGCCUGACGACUGCACAGCUUUAGCAGAAAUUACGACAAUAUUUGGCUCUAAAGAAGUACAAAAAUGUGCACAAAAAUUAGGUAAAAAAGUUAUUUUUAGUGAAAAUUUGCCAAACAUGGAUAUUAUAUCUUUGUGCUUAAAAUUAAAGGAAAGAAACAAAAAAAAUACAAUAUACGAUACAAACAAUAGUAUACAUAAGGUACCACCAGAUAUCGAAUAUCCCAAGGAAGCAUAUCAUCUUUUGACAAAACUUCUAGAUUUAGAUUAUAAGACACGUAUUACUGCAGAUCAAGCAUUGGCUCAUCCCUUUUUAAAUUCGUGAUAUAUUAGAGCAUGCCUAUGUCAAUGUAUGUUUUAUAAUACAUGAAAGUAACAUUUUUGUAAUUGUUAUUUUGUUAAAAUUUCAACUUUAGUUCAUUAUGUUUGUUGUUUGUUUUAAAUUGUAGUUUACAAUACAUUUUCGUAUUAAAAUAAAUUGUUUAAGGGUUUCUUUAUAAGGAUUUUUUAAUAUUUUCUAAAAAACAAAAUUUCAAGAUUUAUUAAUAUAACAAAUAGUUGGAAAGUUUUGAUCUUGAAAAAUGAUCUCCUAAUAUAUUGUCAUCUUUUAUUUUAUAUAUAUAUGAUUUAUUUUUUAAAUAAAUUUAAAAUUUACUUUGUUUUUAGAGUUUUCUGAUAUAUAUUUAAUCUUUAUAAAAGAUUUGUAAAAAUUUUUGUGAUUGUUAAAUAGCAUAAUUGAUAUGUGAUAUUAAAAAAUAAAUAUAUUAU
Monomorium pharaonis (pharaoh ant) is the source of this 2024-nucleotide messenger RNA. RefSeq names its product cell division cycle 7-related protein kinase. Bases 397 to 1581 code for a protein of 394 amino acids. The record is from RefSeq and is a predicted model, not a curated record. Gene Ontology annotation, biological process: mitotic DNA damage checkpoint signaling; protein phosphorylation. Gene Ontology annotation, cellular component: nucleus. NCBI's taxonomy places the organism in Eukaryota, Metazoa, Arthropoda, Insecta, Hymenoptera, Formicidae. Gene Ontology annotation, molecular function: protein serine/threonine kinase activity; ATP binding. The transcript is spliced from 9 exons.